This is a messenger RNA of Manihot esculenta (cassava), 915 nucleotides long. RefSeq names its product late embryogenesis abundant protein Lea14-A. Bases 343 to 795 code for a protein of 150 amino acids. The record is from RefSeq and is a predicted model, not a curated record. NCBI's taxonomy places the organism in Eukaryota, Viridiplantae, Streptophyta, Magnoliopsida, Malpighiales, Euphorbiaceae. The transcript is spliced from 2 exons. Gene Ontology annotation, biological process: response to desiccation. Gene Ontology annotation, cellular component: cytosol.
GUUUUAAUUAUUAUCAAUAAAUUCCAUGCGAGGGAUCGAUGCAGAAACCCAUUUUGCAUUUAAGCGUACUCCAUGCUCAUCCCAUAAAAGAUAACCCAAUCUGCCUUCAAAUAGAAGCAUUGAAAAGAGACGCUUAAGAUCUUGAAAACGCGGAGAAACCACGAGCUAUACACGAAGUUUCCCAUCAAAUCACCCACCCAAAAUCAAGAAUCUCCGCCAAAUCAUUGCUAUAUAAAGCAUCCAGUGGCAAUCAAUCUAUCCACAUUAUUUCUUCAUUUUGAUUAUUUAUUUUCUUCUUUCUUUCUUUCUUUCUUUCUUUCUUUCCAUAUCUGCAGUUGUACAAUGGAUCUGGUGGACAAGGCCAAGAACUUCGUGGCGGAGAAGGUGACCAAUAUGAAAAAGCCGGAGGCCUCCCUCACAGACUUGGAUCUGGGCAGCGUCCACCGUGAUCGCGUAGAAUAUGACGCCAAGGUUUCUGUCAAUAACCCUUACGGACAUUCAAUCCCCAUUUGCGAGGUCUCCUACAGUCUCAAAAGCGAUGGCAGGCUGAUUGCAUCAGGGAAUAUGCCAGAUCCUGGAUCAUUGAAGGCAAACGACACAACAAUUCUGAAUAUAGCAGUGAAUGUGCCACACAGUGUACUAGUGAGCUUGGUGAGGGACAUUAGCAGAGAUUGGGACAUAGAUUAUGAGUUAGAAGUCGGUCUCACCAUGGACCUCCCUAUCAUCGGCGACUUCACUAUUCCUCUCUCUAGCAAGGGCGAGGUCAAGCUCCCCACCCUUUCUGAUUUCUUCUAAUACCCUUUUCCUAAUUUGGAUUGAUUUUCUUACCUACCAAACGCUAGUGAUAUGGGAUUAUGACAUCUCCAGAUCAUUAUGAAUGUUUCAACUAAUAAAUGGUUUCUUUGUUAUUUCCAA